GUUCUUGCUCUUCUGCACCUAAAAUGACUGACACACUGCUUCAUUAUACCGGAGGCCUUGUCGGCCUUAUAAUUCUUGUUCUAGAUAUUAUUGCCAUCUUUGAAAUUCUUCAAAGCUCCAGACCUGUUGUUCAUAAAUUGUUAUGGA
Messenger RNA from Racocetra persica, 147 nucleotides. NCBI's taxonomy places the organism in Eukaryota, Fungi, Glomeromycota, Glomeromycetes, Diversisporales, Gigasporaceae. The record is from the annotation of a GenBank genome assembly.